GUGAGACCUCUCCUCUCUCCCCUCCUCUUCUGUGACGCUAUAGCAGCCGAGACAAGCCGCCGCCGGUUUGCUCGCUCACUCCGCUCGGCUGCGUCCUGCACACCGUCUGUAGCGGCAGACACAGCGACACGGAGGGAAUAGAGAAGGCGAGCGGAGGGCGGGUGUGCACCUGGACCGCGCAUACCGUGGAUUUAAGGGAAGGGAAGAAGGGGAAGUUGAAGCCGUCACUGCCGCGACAGGGAGCCGCUCCAGACUGCUGUCCAGUUCGCAAGGUCAAAAGUCUGUGAAGGAAGUGGUACCAGUGGACAGAGAUGAUGUCCAUGCAAAUGAGUGAGGCGGACAGUAUGGUGAAGGUGGCUGAGUGGCAGCAGACAUACUACGCCUCGGACUCUGGCAUCCAAUCAGGAGCCACCACAGUACAGGAUGAUGAGAGCAGCACAGAGUACAGUGGCAGUAAGAUGUAUGGCGUCAGUACAACAACCAGCACAACCACCGCUGCCUCUACUGGAGGAGGAGGGGACACAGCAGCUAGUGGACUAGAGAGCCCUUCAGAUCUAGAAGCUCAGUACUCGCUUACGCGGGCUCAGCGAGUCAGGGCCGCAAUGUUCCCAGAGACCCUGGUGGAGGGAGAGGCAGCCAUGCCACUCCAGUCAGAUCUGUCACAGCAGAGCAACGUGCAGCGACUGGCUGAGCCCUCUCAGCUGUUAAAGACAGCAAUUGUCCACCUGAUAAACUACCAAGAUGAUGCAGAGUUGGCAACAAGGGCAGUGCCAGAACUCACCAAGCUGCUGGCAGAUGAGGACCCGGUUGUGGUGAACAAGGCGGCCAUGAUAGUCAAUCAGUUGACCCGAAAGGAGGCAAGUCGACGAGUUCUAGUACAGUCUCCGACCAUGGUGGGUGCAGUGGUGCGUGCCAUGACAACAGCAGGUGACAUGGAGACAGCCCGUUGUGCAGCCAGCGUGCUCCACAGCUUGUCGCACCAGAGAGAGGGUCUGCUGGCCAUAUUUAAGUCUGGAGGGAUACCAGCACUGGUCCGCAUGCUGAGUUCCCAAGUGGAAUCAGUUUUGUUUUACGCCAUCACCACCCUCCACAACCUACUGCUCCACCAAGAGGGGGCCAAGAUGGCUCUGCGGCUGGCUGAUGGCCUGCAAAGAAUGGUUCCCUUACUAAAAAAGAGCAAUCCCAAGUUCCUGGCCAUCACCACUGACUGUCUGCAGCUCCUAUCCUAUGGCAACCAGGAGAGCAAGCUAAUCAUCCUUGCCAAUGGAGGCCCAGAGGGCCUGGUGUUCAUCAUGAGGAACUACAACUAUGAAAAGCUACUAUGGACCACUAGCCGUGUUCUCAAAGUACUGUCUGUGUGUCCCAGCAACAAGCCCGCCAUAGUGGAGGCUGGUGGAAUGCAAGCUUUGGGCCAACACCUUACAGGUUCAAGUCAGCGUCUGAUCCAGAACUGUCUAUGGACACUCCGCAACCUGUCAGAUGCUGCGACUAAACAGGAGGGGUUAGAUGGUCUGCUGCAGAUAUUAGUCACCCAGCUGGGAUCAGAUGACGUCAACAUGUUGACCUGUGCAACUGGCAUCCUGUCCAACCUCACCUGUAACAAUUCACGCAACAAGACUCUCGUGACUCAGUAUGGCGGUGUGGAAGCACUGAUCCAUGCUGUGCUCCGAGCAGGGGAGAAGGAGGACGUUGCUGAGCCGGCGGUCUGUGCCCUGCGUCACCUCACAUCCCGACACCAAGAUGCAGAGCUGGCCCAGAAUGCAGUGCGUCUGCACUAUGGUAUCCCUGCUGUCGUCAAGUUGCUGGGGCAGCCACACUACUGGCCUGUAGUAAAGGCCACAGUUGGUUUGAUCCGGAACCUGGCACUGUGCCCAGCCAAUCAAGCGCCAAUGAGGGAGGCAGGUGCUAUUCCUCGAUUGGUCAACCUGCUACUGAAGGCUCACCAGGACACGCAGAGACACGCCUCCUCGACACAGCAGACAUACCAGGAUGGUGUUCGCAUGGAAGAAAUAGUUGAGGGCUGCACAGGAGCCCUCCACAUCCUAGCAAGAGACCCAAUUAACAGAGGAGACAUCGCCAACAUGCAAACCAUACCACUGUUUGUACAGCUGCUGUACUCCUAUGUGGAGAACGUGAAACGAGUGUCUGCGGGCGUCCUGUGUGAGUUGGCUCUGGACAAACAGUCUGCAGAGCUCAUUGACGCAGAGGGAGCUUCAGCACCACUCAUGGAGCUGCUACACUCAAGCAACGAAGGAAUAGCCACCUAUGCUGCAGCAGUGCUGUUCCGAAUUUCAGAGGACAAGAGUUCAGACUACAGGAAGAGAGUGUCUGUGGAGCUAACACACUCGCUCUUUAAACAUGACCCUACCGCAUGGGAAAUGGCCCAUACUGCAGUUCCCUUGGAGCCUACUUACCUAACUGAUGAAUUAGAUGGCGCUUACCAUUCUUAUGGCUACACUGAUCUGCCUCUGGACACCCUGCCGCUAGACCCUGACCUCCAUGAGUCCUACAUGCAAGAUAUGACGUAUGACCCAAGACAGGUCUACCCUGAACCACUCUAACAGGAAAAUAAAGCUGCAGGAGAGAAAAGCUGAAAGAAAAGAUAUAAUGAACAAAUGGCAAGAACAAAGACUCAAGGAAUGGAUGGAUGAUCGAGAUUAGAGGUUUUAAUCACAAAGGGAAUUUAGCCCUUUCCAAUGAGUGAAAAAAAAAAAUCCCAUUUGGCAGUCAAGAACUAUCACAAAAGGUUGCUCAUUAUAAAAAAGGUGUAUUGUUGCUGUAAAUGAAAAAUGUCUCUUUGUUAUAAUAUUUUACUGAUAGGUGAAAGUGGGGUUGUAUGAAGUUUUGAGGCACUGUAACACGGGUAACGUUUUGAAGCAAUCAAAUAAGGCAAAGAGCACUUACACUGAGAUAAGUCAUGCAGGGCACACAGGGGGCUGGCAGUCACCCACAUGUAUUAGCUUUUCAUCUGAAAGGUUCAGAAAACAGUUAGCUGAAAUUUUAGUUCUGAUAUGUAGUGAUUGACCCCACAUAUGGAAACAGAUUUGUCAGUGAGAAGUUAAACACAACUCCUCACUAAAACACUCACUGUAAUAUCUAUCAGUAACUCUUUUGAGAGUUUUGCAAGAUGUCUGCCUUAUUAGCAUUAACUGCCAGGCGCCAUUGCUACCAAAUGCUACCCGUGUAUCAUAGCCUUAAUUUGCUGUCUUUUAGAUGUCUCCUCUGUGUAUUUGAACAGUGCACAUGUCCCAGAGUGUCCAUGUUUGGUCGUUGCAUGGUAGUAUAUUGUGUAAUCAUUGAAAUAUUCUUCACCUUACCUUACCUACUUAGUAAGAAAAAGUGACAUUUUGGAUUAUGUCAAACCAUUCUGAAAACCUUAGUGCAGAGCAGGACUGUAAUAUUCUGUUAGAAUGUCCACUGAAAAUGGACCUAAAAAUUAUUUGGGAUAUUAAGCAUCAGUCUGCAAAUCUCACUUCCCAGUUAGAACUACAUAUCACGAAUGUUAAUGGACCAUAGCUCUCCAACCAGCUUGUACACAACUUUGUGAGUGCCAUGGACAACACUGCAUAGUCCAUUUACAAAAGUAUUGCAUAAUGUUCAUAGACAUAACCACAAAUGACUUGUAUUAAAGCUUUAAUGAUUUUAGAAAUCUGUCAAUAACUAUGUCAAUUUUUCAGUGAUAUUUUGAGUUGUCAUAGUAGGAAAAGCAAAUGUGUAAACACGAAAUUACCACUGGCACUCUUGAAAAAAUGACAGCCAUUAUCAAUGUUAUCAGGAACAGCAGAUUGUUUCCAACUGUGACAAGUGAAAAAGCCCUUACAGCUGCUCACAGCAUUUGUUAAAGAUGUCGUCUCUGAUUAUUCUGCAGAUAUUUUGACCUAUCACAUGUUCAAAUGGUCUGCAUGUAAGUGCAACGGCAGCCUGACAUUGUGGCAAACAGUGCUCUGUGUACCAGGAGCUACUGUGCUUGACGUUAAAAACACUUUUGUUAUUGGUUCCAAUCAAUUAUGUGUGUAAAGAUGGAUGGCAUGACUGCUCCCAAACAUGAAGCCAGAAAAUCUUGAUGGCCCCCUGGUGUUUGGCUAGAGAAUAGGUCUUCAAUUUGGCCCCUCCCUGUUAACAGAUGGGACAUGAAAUACAUUUUUCCCGAAGCUGAUUUCUGUCAUUUAAGGCAGUUGUUAUCACACUGAUAUAUGUUCAAGGUCAUCUUCAACUGUUUUAGCAAUGGAGUGUAAGGUGAAACGACUCUGAGGAAAUCUCAAAACCCAGGUAUCUAAUAUUGUAUGUGCAAAGUGGAAGGGAUGAGUUCUGUCCAGCAGAAUCCCAGGCAUCUUCAGAAAGUGGGAGAUUACUGGAUUUGUUCCAGUUUAUUGUGUAAUAACAGAUUUUAGAUAAGGUGUUAAUGAACUUAAAGGAGGUUUUUGGUCAUGUUUUGGGGGUUUGGUUUGAAUUAGUUUUUUGAUAAUAUAAAAACAGAGACAUCAUGAUUGACAGCUGAAAUAGGUCAACUUGAUUGAUCUGAUCGACCUGAUUGAUUGAUGUGAUAGAUAGCGAUAGCUGGAUGUAUCUGUGGAUUCACCACCAAUCCACAUAAUCACUACUGCACAGACUCUGACAUCACCAAUUCAAGAUGGUUUUAGGCUUUCUGGUUUCAGGGUAAGAGGAAGUAGAGAUGCGUCGUCCAUCUGUAUGUACAGCCUGCGAUGUUAAGAAAGCACAAUUACAAUGACUUUUUAAUUGGUGUGGUAAUCUACCACUAUAAUUUUUACAUCAUUGAUAUAAAUGCAGUUCCCAUUACACUUACUUUGCCACAACUGAAUGAAAACAUUUGUUUAAAGGAACAUUAUUUAGCCAUUUGCCUUGGAUAACUAAAUCAAUUGUUUUUCCAUGCCACAUUAAACAUUUCAACCAUGAA
Platichthys flesus (European flounder) is the source of this 4915-nucleotide messenger RNA. Its product is annotated as junction plakoglobin-like. Gene Ontology annotation, biological process: cell adhesion; positive regulation of transcription by RNA polymerase II. The transcript is spliced from 17 exons. The coding region runs from base 312 to 2561 and encodes 749 amino acids. NCBI's taxonomy places the organism in Eukaryota, Metazoa, Chordata, Actinopteri, Pleuronectiformes, Pleuronectidae. The record is from RefSeq and is a predicted model, not a curated record. Gene Ontology annotation, molecular function: alpha-catenin binding; protein phosphatase binding; transcription coactivator activity. Gene Ontology annotation, cellular component: catenin complex; adherens junction.